Vanessa atalanta (red admiral) is the source of this 2543-nucleotide messenger RNA. It is a transcript of the gene stet, whose product is annotated as rhomboid-related protein 3. Lineage: Eukaryota; Metazoa; Arthropoda; Insecta; Lepidoptera; Nymphalidae. The transcript is spliced from 9 exons. Gene Ontology annotation, cellular component: membrane. Gene Ontology annotation, molecular function: serine-type endopeptidase activity. The record is from RefSeq and is a predicted model, not a curated record. Bases 1 to 1338 code for a protein of 445 amino acids.
AUGGAGUCUGGAAUUGAAGCGGGAGUACUUCCAACGGUCACUGGAUCACUCGCAUCAGCCCGAGACUCACUGGGUUCGCUCUCGAGAGCCGCGGAGCCUCUUUACGAUACAGACCAUACAGAUCUCGGUUCGGAGUUGGACGAAGCGGAAAUUAGAAGAGAGUUGAUGCACGAUAAAUGGCGUCUCCUGUUCGAUAGAUUUGAUCCGGAGGGCUUCGGCGAGAUUCCGUGGCCAGACUUCCUACAGACUCUUCAACAUCCUGAUUUUAUAGCGCAGGUGCAACCCCACAAGCGUGAGAUACUGUUAGAUAAAGCCCGUAGUGCGACGAGUCCAGCAAUCACUUUUCAAGAAUUCGUAAAUGUGAUGAGCGGCAAGCGCACACGUAGCUAUAGAUGCGCAGUACACCAGAGAGACCGUGAGGUCAGCUCUGAAAACGACUUCCAUCUUAUAUUAGAAGAUCCUACACUUUUUGCAAGAAUGGUGCACCUUGUGGCUAUGGAGGUACUCCCGGAGGAGCGGGACCGCAAAUACUACCAAGAGCGGUACACAUGCUGUCCACCCCCCUUCUUCAUAAUCUGCGUGACGUUGCUAGAGCUAGGAGUGUUCGCGUGGUACGCGUGGGGCGCGGGCGGCGUGGCGGCGGCGGCGGGUCCCGUGCCUGUGGACUCGCCGCUCGUGUUCCGUCCCGAUCGCCGCCGCGAGCUGUGGCGCUUCCUCACCUAUAGCGUGGUGCACGCUGGCUGGCUGCAUCUCGCGUUUAAUCUUCUUGUACAAUUGGCGGUGGGCCUACCGCUGGAGAUGGUGCACGGCGCGCUGCGCUGCGGGGCGGUAUACCUAGCGGGAGUGUUGGGCGGGUCGCUAGCAGCGUCGGUGCUGGACCCCGACGUGUGCCUGGCGGGCGCGUCGGGCGGCGUGUACGCGCUGCUGGCGGCGCACCUCGCCAACGCGCUACUCAACUUCCACGCCAUGCGCUACGGCGCAGUGAGACUCGUCGCCGCCCUCGCCGUUGCGUCGUGUGACGUCGGCUUCGCGGUACACGCCCGAUACACUAAGGUGAGUUUAGGUUACGCUUCAGACGAUACGUCAGACCUCAGAUCCUCGAUGGCGCCGCCGGUGUCGUACGCGGCGCACGUGGCGGGCGCUCUGGCCGGGCUCACCAUCGGGCUGCUGGUACUGAAGCAUGCGCAGCAGCGGCUGUGGGAGCGCCUGCUGUGGUGGGCGGCGCUGGGCGCGUACGCGGCGUGCACGCUGUUCGCGGUGCUGUACAACGUGUUCAGCGCGCCCGUGGACGAGCUGCACUACAUGCCGCCCGACCCGCCGCCCGACGCCGGCUUCUGACUGCUCGGGCCCGCCCGCCACCGGUAGGCUUCGACGCGCUCGCUCCGCCCGCUGACAGUGCUGUACGAGAUGUACUACGACCUCUUCCGGCCUGGCUCACAAACCGCGCUAUAUGAAUAGCGAGCUCCGAGUAUUCGUAGAGCGCUCUGUUACUCCUAGUCGAAGCCUAACAUUACAGUCACGUCAGUGUGACCGACUCACAACACGCCUAGUCAAUUUACCUUAGUGUGAUACGCGAUAAGUAGCAUUAUUUGAGGAGGCCCGAGAGCUCGAUGUCGAGUACCGACGUACGCCCGUUUUAGUAAAGAUUUAUGAAUCUUUGUUAAUUUUAUCGUACACUCUCUGCGUUUUCGAGAGAUAGUUUGUACCGUUUCAAUGUUUUGCACUGUUAUUUCCUAACGAGGCCUCCUCGCUAUACUUAAUUGUUAAGUAGUCUUAAUUGUAUUGGAUAGGUGAACUAUUUUUGUACCUACUAUCUGCGUCCGUAGUAUAUAGGUUGAAGGCGUUACCGCAACACAGUAUAAUAUGUUCCGUGUGGACUGACAACUCGACCAAAUGCCGUGUCUAUUUAAUUAUAGGUGUUUUAUACAUACAUAGGUGAAUAUUGAUUUAUAUAAUAAUACCGUUGAACUAGGCAUUUUGUUGAGCGUCAGCGUUGUUAUGCCCAGCACACCAAAGAUUAGAAUAAAACGCGUCCAUGCUUCGAAUAUGAAAAUUUCUUACGUUCUGUAGAAUUAAAUCAAAACUGUUUUAUAUCAACGAAAUUUGCUUCAAUUAAUUGCUCAUUGAAAGAGAAAUGCUUUAUGAAUGUUGAAUAUGCUUAUGUUGUCUGAUUGCUCAAUUGCAAUGAUUAUAUUAAUCUGAAAUAAGGAUGCUCAAAAGUGAGUUUUUGUUUUACGUGAUCUUUUGUUAUGUUCGCUGCAAUGUCUGAACUUCCCAAGUGAAUUCGUCCACGUGCAAGUACUCUCUGUACCAUCACGGUAUAUCGCUUCAAUGUUUUAAUGAAUAUGUUACUACUCAUUAGUAAAUAAAUAAUUUAUAUAAUGUGCCUGAUUCCUAUUAAUGUAAAAUUAAUUGUAUAAUUUUAAUAUGAAUCAAAUAAUGUCACGAACCGACUGAUUUUUUUGUAUAAAUUAUUACAGAGUGUUUUCAUUUAAUUUAUUUUAAAUUUAUUUUAAGUGUGAAUCGAGAUAAUUAUAAUUAUG